Messenger RNA from Sabethes cyaneus, 1482 nucleotides. RefSeq names its product alpha-amylase 1-like. NCBI's taxonomy places the organism in Eukaryota, Metazoa, Arthropoda, Insecta, Diptera, Culicidae. The transcript has a single exon. Gene Ontology annotation, molecular function: alpha-amylase activity; cation binding. The record is from RefSeq and is a predicted model, not a curated record. Gene Ontology annotation, biological process: carbohydrate metabolic process. The coding region runs from base 1 to 1482 and encodes 493 amino acids.
AUGCGUUUCACGGCGGGCGUCCUGGUGGUAGCGUUCGCUUCCCUGGCUGCAGCUCAAUUCGAAACCCACCAAUGGGCGGACCGUAGCGGGAUUGUGCAUCUAUUCGAAUGGAAGUGGAACGAUAUUGCGGAUGAGUGCGAGCAAUUUCUCGCUCCGAAGGGAUACGCCGGUGUCCAGGUGUCCCCGCCAACUGAAAAUGUGAUCAUUCCGCCGAGGCCCUGGUGGGAGCGCUACCAGCCGGCUUCCUAUCAUUUGAACACCCGGUCUGGGACGGAGGAGGAGUUUGCCAGUAUGGUUUGGAGGUGCAAUCAAGUUGGAGUGCGGAUUUAUGUCGACCUCAUCAUCAAUCAUAUGGCGGCUACCAACGGUGUUGGAACUGGAGGAUCUCACGUAGAUUCGAGCGGAUUGGAUUUCCCAGCUGUUCCGUAUGGUAGUGCAGACUUCAAUCCACCUUGUGAGAUCUAUGACUAUAACGAUGCUUAUCAAGUCCGCAACUGUUGGUUGGUUGGAUUACCGGACUUGAAUCUGGGUAUCGAAUAUGUGCGGAAUCGAAUCGUUGAACUAAUGAACAAAUGCAUCGAUUAUGGCAUCGCUGGUUUCCGAGUGGAUGCAGCAAAGCACAUGUGGCCUAACCAGCUUGAAAUGGUCUAUGGAAGCUUAAAUAAUUUAAACACCCAACAUGGCUUCAAAUCGGGUGCGAAGGCCUUCAUUACGCAAGAAGUGAUUGAUUUGGGAGGUGGUGCAAUCAACAGAGAAGAAUACACUCACUUGGGCACAAUUACGGAGUUCCGGUUUUCAGCAGAGAUUGGACGUGUUUUCCGGGGUUACGACCAGUUGCGGUGGCUCUCGAGUUGGGGUGAAGGCUGGGGCUUUUUACCCUCUCAUCUGGCGUUGGUAUUCAUUGAUAAUCACGAUAAUCAACGCGGUCAUGGCGCCGGAGGCGAUAAUGUGCUCACCUACAAAACACCACGGAAUUACAAAAUGGCGACCGCUUUUAUGUUGGCUCAUCCUUACGGUAUACCACGUAUGAUGAGUUCCUUUGCUUUCGAAGAAAGCGACCAAGGGCCACCUCAAGAUGCUAACGGUAAUCUUAUUUCGCCGUCGAUCAACGAGGAUAACACCUGCGGUAAUGGAUGGGUGUGCGAGCAUCGGUGGCGCCAGAUGUAUAACAUGGUGGGUUUCCGGAAUGCUGUCCGCGGAACAGGGCUGAACGAUUGGUGGGAUAACGAAGGACAGCAGAUCGCUUUCUGCCGCGGUGGUAAAGGCUUCGUGGCGUUCAAUAACGAGGAGUACGAUUUCGACCAUCGUCUGCAGACCUGUCUGCCGGCGGGUGAAUAUUGUGAUGUAAUUUCCGGUAGCAAAAUUGACGGAAGCUGCACUGGUGGCGUGAUCCAUGUAGGAUCGGAUGGUUACGCCAACAUUUACAUUUCCAGUACAGCUUACGAUGGCGUGCUAGCUAUUCAUAUCAAUGCGAAGCUCUAG